AGUUACAUGACCCUCAAUGGGGUUCUCCCUCUCAUUUUAUAUUCCCCAAAUCUGUCGAAAGCCUAGAGGCGAAAAUGGAUAUCGAGGCCAGCUUCGAUUGCUGGUGGUAAUUCUUCCUUUGAAACGCGAUCCAUCGCCUCCGAUGGAGAUUCCUAAUCAUCUCAUUUUCACUCUUUCUCGAAACCAGAGAGAAACCCUUGGAAGUGAAAACUUUGGUCGAAGUCGUACACCUCCAUCUAAAAUUCGUCAUUUUGAACGCCAAGCAUUGCCUCCGGAGGAAUCGCGUAGCAAAAAUAAUCAUGCCAGGAAGGAACUCAGGAGUAUGCCAUAGUUGUCACGAGAAGGGUCACUUCUUUGCGGAAUACUCGAAAAAACGUCACUGCCUUGGUGUAAAAUUGGGUUUGUGAAGUGCUUUGAGGUCAAGAAGGAGACGUAAAACAAGGGAAAAUUGUUCAAUUGUUGUAGUGCUAAAUGUAAAUAUUGGGAAUGGGUCGAGAAAGGAGAAACAAACGGGUCAAGUGGUGUUAAAAUGAACGUGAAUAAUCCUGCAGCAGUGGCUGAAGAAGAUCAAGAGUUUGCUCGUAUGUUCCAAACUCGUUGUCUGGUUACCGAAGACGAAAAGUUUGAGAUUCAAGUGACUGUGACGAUUCGCAAGGUCAACGAAAGUGCUGAACUGGAUAAGAAAGGGAAGGGAAAACUUGAGCAAUAGUUGUGUUAUCAUUAGUUUCGCUUCCUGGUACUUGUGAUGUGUAGUAUGUGUUCUUGUAUGUGUAGAGUGUUAUGUUAUGUGUAGUUGGAGUGAAGUUGGGUGGCUAUAAAAUUGAGGACAGAAUGCUGCUCCGGGGAAUUAGGAGUCCUAAAUUUGUGCUCUUCACUUUUGUAUAUAGGAAGACACUGUAAAUUCAUUCACUAAUGUUAAUAUGACUUCAUUAUUAGUCCUUCA
Molecule: messenger RNA, 943 nt
Organism: Olea europaea var. sylvestris
Lineage: Eukaryota; Viridiplantae; Streptophyta; Magnoliopsida; Lamiales; Oleaceae
Exons: 2
Coding region: 17-331 (104 amino acids)
Source: RefSeq, a predicted model, not a curated record